Messenger RNA from Clunio marinus, 219 nucleotides. NCBI's taxonomy places the organism in Eukaryota, Metazoa, Arthropoda, Insecta, Diptera, Chironomidae. The record is from the annotation of a GenBank genome assembly.
AUGAGAGAUAGAACGGAAGAAAACCUUCAAGGGUUUUUUGACCGGUAUCAACAGCUGGCCAAGGAAAUGGAAGCACUAGAGAACCCUCCACUGCAAGCGAUGGAAGACUAUCUAGAAAAAGAGAAGACGAUCAGGCUCCAUAUAACCGAUCAAUACCUGAAGGCAGCAAAGACCAGGAACAUCACCGCUGAACUCCCUAGACACGAACUUAAAGCAUAA